Messenger RNA from Desarmillaria tabescens, 1665 nucleotides. RefSeq lists its product as uncharacterized. The record is from RefSeq and is a predicted model, not a curated record. Gene Ontology annotation, molecular function: protein binding. Bases 1 to 1665 code for a protein of 554 amino acids. NCBI's taxonomy places the organism in Eukaryota, Fungi, Basidiomycota, Agaricomycetes, Agaricales, Physalacriaceae. The transcript has 6 exons.
AUGGCUGAUAGUUUCGAGGUUUCGAUCAUUAUAGGUGGAGCAACGAAAGGCGACAGAGGACGACGAGUUUUGGUUGGGGAUUAUCUCUGUCAACAAGUGCCACUGGGAGCACGAUUGAGCCUGGGACGAAUUUGUCUUGGUUAUCUUUCCAAGUUCGUACCAAUGCACCUCUCCAAGCUCAAGUUCAAGUUGCGGCUCAAGGUCCUAACGCCUCUCGGGAGAGUGAAGCGUCUAGGAAAACCUUGCCCUGCUCCCCUGCUCAGUUUUCCCAGUGAACUACUCCAGGAAAUUGCAUCCUUCCUGUCCAAACGCGACCAGAAAGCCCUGCGUUUCGUAUGCCAUCAGCUGAAUGACGUGCUCCGAGCUACCGUGCUCUCAGCCGUCUUGAUCAAUCUCAUCCUCCCUUUAAGAUACUCCGAUCAAGAUGCCCUCCAAUAUCUCGCCAGCCACACGCCUGCGAGCUAUAUCUAUCGGCUAAGAGUUUGUGUGUGGGGAUCAUAUUCCGAGCAACAUCCCCCGACUCAUUGGCGCGUGGCUGAGGGUGGCAAUUCAGAAACCCACCCACCCUCGGCCCGUCCACGUCUCCAGACGAAGAGCGGCAUAGCAGAAUUUCGCGCGCUACAUAACAGAGCGUUCGCGUCGUUGACCAACUUACGGGCAUUCACGUUGUGUAUCAGCAAUGGUUCUCGCAAAGCACCACCACACCUUUUUGAAGACACUUUUACUUGGCUGAUGAAACGGCCCUCCCUCGACCUUCAUCUGACUCACCCGGAGUUCACCCUUCCGUACUUCUCCCAUUUAUCACAGAUUCGAAAUAUCCGCAAGUUCUCUCUAACUGGCUAUUCCAACAAUUCCACCCCAACAAUCGAGAAGACGCUCGCCCGUGUAUUUGCGAAUAAUCAGUACUUGUCCGACGUCUUUCUGCAUUUGGUUGAUCGGUGGGGCAACAGAAGGACAAGUCUUGCCGUCUCCGGCAUAGAACGCGUGUUUCCAAAGCACGCGACGAGAACUAUACCGCUUCGUCAUCUAUCGCUGAAGAUAUCUAACGUCGAUUUCUACCAUGCCUAUGCCGGAUUCUGGAUGGAGCUCUCCCAACAGGGGAUAUAUAUUCCAUCCAUCACGCCCAGGUGCCACAGUGUGCCCUCCCCAGUCGUUGAUUACCUCGCCUCCAACGAGGGGAUGACCGAGUUAACAUUUGAAGUAGAGACCAAUAGGGAAGACACCUCGAGGCGAGUGUUGAGCGAAGUAGUGCCGCGUCACUCCGGGACUCUGGAGGUUCUCCAGCUGAUAUCGUGUUGGGGCAGCCAUUGGGUUUUUGGCAAUAUCCCUGGAUAUGUAGUGAGUGUGUCCAAAUGUGUAAACCUACGUAUUUUGGGUGUCGUGGUGGAGGGGAAUAAGGACUUCACGGAACCACUUCUGUGUUUGCUCAAGUUCCUUUCAAAUCUUCAAACCUUGCGGCUGGUCCCUCAUACGAAUGAUUUCGGCCCGAUCGUCAAGCGUGUUGAACGCAUACGCGACGACGAGCCCUUAUUGAGGCGCUUGCAGGUCAUUGUAUCCGUUUCUUACCAGAAGCACAUCAAGUUUGUUGCUGAGCGAUCGAAGUGGGAUGUCGACAAUGAGGAGGCUGAUUGGCUACAAGAUGAUCCGUGGUACUUGGGCGUGUAA